This is a messenger RNA of Nanorana parkeri, 960 nucleotides long. RefSeq names its product trypsin-like. Gene Ontology annotation, biological process: smooth muscle cell migration; plasminogen activation. Lineage: Eukaryota; Metazoa; Chordata; Amphibia; Anura; Dicroglossidae. Gene Ontology annotation, molecular function: serine-type endopeptidase activity. Bases 205 to 960 code for a protein of 251 amino acids. The record is from RefSeq and is a predicted model, not a curated record. The transcript has 5 exons.
UUCGAGUCACCAUGAGUUGUGACAUACACUGAUUACGUGUUCUUCUACAUGCACUGUGCCAGCAGCUGUUACCGUGCACACAACUUCUAAUCACCAGCUUUCUCUACAAUCUUCGGAAGCUCAGGUUGACCAGGUUAAUAAGUGACUCUCUAGUCUAGGAGAAGGAGCUGGCUUUGGAGAGCUUUGAAAGCUCCAAACUUCAACAUGUUCCUCCUGCUUCUUGCAGCGCUGCUGGGCACAGCAGUAAAUGGUAAUCUGUAUCACAAGAUCAUUGGUGGGUACGAGUGCCAAGCCAACUCGGUUCCAUGGCAAGCCACCCUUCAGUACUUUGACGACCAUGUAUGCGGCGGGAUCCUGAUUAAUAAGCAAUGGAUCCUAACAGCAGCACACUGCAAACUGCCGAGCCUUCAGAUCCAACUUGGGGAUCAUAACAUAAAGAAUUAUGAAGGAAAAGAGCAGUUCACCUAUGCUGAUAAGAUGUGUGCUCACCCAGGUUUUGAUCAAGUAACCUAUGAUAAUGACAUCAUGUUGCUGAAGUUGCCGCAGCCAGUCACAUUGAAUGCUUACGUUCAGACUAUUCCCAUUGGCUGCUCUGCCCUACCUGAUGGGACCACCUGUCUCGUAUCUGGAUGGGGGACCACUACUAGCCCAGAAGCAAACUAUCCCUCUACUCUGCAGUGUGUAGAGGUGAAGACGGUUUCUGCCCCUGCUUGCCAGGAAGCGUAUCCCGAUGAUCUGAUCUCAGGCAACAUGCUGUGUGCUGGAGUUGAGGAAGGAGGCAAGGAUUCCUGUCAGGGUGACUCCGGUGGGCCUUUGGUGUGUGAUUCUAAACUCUACGGUGUCACGUCCUGGGGUAACGUUCCAUGUGCAGAACCCAAUCACCCGGGAAUUUACACUAAGGUGUGCAAAUACUUAACCUGGAUCCAGCAGACAAUAGCUAAUGGUGACUGCCUUCCAUAA